Messenger RNA from Ipomoea triloba (trilobed morning glory), 1137 nucleotides. RefSeq lists its product as uncharacterized. NCBI's taxonomy places the organism in Eukaryota, Viridiplantae, Streptophyta, Magnoliopsida, Solanales, Convolvulaceae. The coding region runs from base 226 to 930 and encodes 234 amino acids. The record is from RefSeq and is a predicted model, not a curated record. The transcript has a single exon.
UUUUUCCGUUCUCCAAAUCCAUAUAUUUCCCCUCUUCUUCAAAUAAGUCUGCACCUAUAUAAAUUAACUGCAUCCAAUAUACGUGUCUCUCUAUCUCCGUCCCUGUUCUGAUCUCUUCAGAAUCCGAUUAUCAUCAUCAUCUCUAGAAUCCAAUUCCCAGUAUUCCCAAUCGAGAAUCCGAGGAAUUUUUGAUUAAUAAACGAAGGCGGGGGGAGGCGAGAAGAAAUGAGGUUACCAAUGGUUGAUUGCCGGAGUUUGAUCGAGUUUUGCCGGGCGUUCGAGCCGCGGAGGAACCGGAACCGAUUCAAUGCGAAUUCGCAGAGCAAGAACAGGCUGUCGCGGAACAAGAAUCACUGCUACUUCAAUCUCCUAGCUCAUCCGUUUUGCAGCGAUCACUCGCCCAUGGCUGCUGUGGAUGCGGUUAUACUGAUCCUGGUUUUGGGAUCUCUAGGGUUCCUGAUUAUCCCCUAUUUCAAAUCGGUGACGUGCCUGGUUUUCCCCGUGCUGUUCGACGCCGUGGUGGAGGUCAUCAGCGACGCCCCCGUCGCGUAUUUCGUCGGCCUCCUGGCGACGCUCCUGGGAGUCGUGGUGGUGAUCGUGGCCUGGGAGAUCAUCGAUCUGCGGUCCCGGCGCUGCGGGAACCCCAAUUGCCAGGGAUUGCGGAAGGCGGUUGAGUUCGAUAUCCAGCUCGAGUCGGAGGAGUGCCUCAAGUAUUUGCCGCCCGACGCGAGCGUCAACGGGAACGUGUUCUACAAUUACGGGGCGAAACCGUUGGACCUGGGCCAGGAUCGCAAGGAGCUGGAGGCGGAGCUCAAGCGGAUGGCGCCUCUCAACGGCCGCACCGUCCUCAUCUUCCGAGCGCCCUGCGGAUGCCCCGCGGGGAGAUUGGAAGUUUGGGGGAAUAAGAAAAUUCGUAAGAUUAAGAAAUGAAUCAAUAGUAGGUGCUAGUUUGUAUGUUGUUAUUACCUGUUUACAUGAUGAUGAAUAAAUGAUGGUAUAAGACAUAUCAAACAUCUUUUGCUUCCAUACAAGACUCUCAUGUCUUUCAAGAUGAACUCAGAUGAUUCUAUACAAUAACUGAUAUGUAUCAUGCUAUACCAAUAUAUAGUAUCUAGUUAUUUUAGUGUUUUUCCUCCA